AUCGCUGUAGACAUCAGACAGGCUGUAGAUGUCCCGUCCCGUCCCGUCUGCAGCAGUCUGCCUCAGCACCUUGCCUGCCCGACAUGCCCUUGGAUAUUACCGGCCCGUCUCUUGCUAUAAACUACUGUAGAAAUAUAGAAACCACUAAACACUAACAGGACAUCGGAGUAGGACGGAGUGUACCUGGAUUUUUGACACUUUUACACUGCGACUGAUCUAAAGGAUUUUUAGUCGGUAUAUACUUUUUUGUUGUUGUACCGACUUUUCCCAAAUCGACGUGUAUGGAUGUAUCAUGGCUACGUUUGCAUGCAGGGUGCAGUUCUUAGAUGAUACUGAUCCAUUUAAUAGCACAAAUUUUCCGGAGCCGACCAGACCCCCACAUUUCACAUUCAGAGAGGAUAUUCCGCUCAUCAAUCAGAUCGCUGGAGUUCACAGACUUCUGAAAGCACCACACAAGCUCGAUGACUGUGCUUUACAGUUAUCUCAUAAUGGCAGUUAUCUGGACCUGGAAUCCACCUUGGCCGAGCAGAGAGAUGAACUGGAAGGCUUUCAGGAGGAUGGAGGGAGAGGAAAGAAGCACAGUAUUGUCCUGAGAACACAGCUGUCUGUCAGAGUCCAUGCCUGCAUAGAAAAGCUCUACAUCUCAACCGGACGUGAGCUGCGAAGAGCUCUGUUCUCUCUCAAGCAAAUCUUUCAGGAUGAUAAAGAUCUGGUGCAUGAGUUUGUGAUGGCUGAGGGACUCACAUGUCUGAUUAAAGUGGGAGCUGAGGCCGACCAAAACUACCAGAACUACAUCCUCAGAGCUCUUGGACAAAUCAUGCUGUACGUGGAUGGAAUGAAUGGGCUUAUCAGACACAAUGAAACUGUACAGUGGCUUUACACACUGGUUGGAUCAAAGUUCCGGUUGGUUGUUAAAACUGCUCUGAAGCUGCUGCUGGUUUUUGUAGAAUACACCGAGACCAACGCACCCCUCCUCAUCCAGGCUGUCAACACCGUUGACACCAAGCAAGGCUGUAAGCCCUGGUCCAAUCCCAUGGAAAUCCUGGAUGAGAAAGAUGGAAUGGACACUGAGCUGUUGGUUUAUGCCAUGACCCUUAUCAACAAGACAUUAGCUGGUCUGCCAGACCAGGACUCUUUCUAUGAUGUGGUGGACAGUCUGGAGGAGCAGGGCAUGGAGGCCGUGGCCAAGAGGCACGUCAACAGGAAGGGCACAGACUUGGAUCUAGUGGAGCAAUUCAACAUCUAUGAGUCAAUCCUUCGUCAUGAAGAUGGCGAUGAUGAGGCUCAGCCUUCUCCAUCUGGACAUAAAAGUCGGCGUCGGGCCAGCGUGGGGGCCACACCUGAGAGGCGGGGUUUGGAACGACGACGUAGCCGAAGACACUCGCUCCAAAAUGGGAAAGGCCACACUUCUGCUCCUACUUCCCCCUGCCACAGCCACACACCCAACAUCCUGCCCUUUAAUGGCCAGAGGAUUGAAGAUAUCAGUGAAAGAGAGGAGGAAGAGGAGGAGAAGGAUGAGGAGCUACAGAAAGCAGAGCUCUCUAGACAGGCAUCCGAAAGCUGGAUGGCAUCAACAGUAGAGGAAGCUUCUAGCUUGUGUUUGCCUUUAAAGUGCAUGGUCAACUUCAUUCCAAAUGCCGUUGAUACAGACAAUGAGGAAAACCUCCGGGACAGGUCUGGGAUUAAGAUUAUCCGCAAGGCCCCAGUGUCUUCCCCUCCUUUUACCCCUGAUUUUGGCCCCCCGAUAUCACCCAGACUGUCUUCUUGGGCUUCGGUCAGGUCCUUGGGGUCCCUCCCGUCCCAGGGUUCCUCUGUUACCUCCUCGGCCUCCACCUCCCCAAGCGAAGACCCACUGUCCCCUGUCCUCCCUCUGCUCUCUUCCACCCUUCUUCCUGCUUGCCCGGUGGAUUCGGACAAGGUUUCCGGGGGCACUCUGCAGGGUCGAGACCCAGACAAGCACUGCAGUCUGUCAGAUGUUAAGUACUCAAACACAUCAUGCAGUUCUUGUGGCAGCAAUGGCUAUGCAGGAACAUAUCCUGGCAGGUCAUCUGGGGUGUCCAGUGCCCCCUCCACACCCCACAACCGUUUGGGACCAUCUGGGGGCCCAGGACCGGACAGGCCGACUCUGGGGGGUUUGUUAACCUCGUCCUACAGGCAGCACCAGGACUCUCUGAAUGCAGAACGUGAGCGGAGGCGCCUGGAGAGAGAGGAAAGACUUCAGCGGAUUGAAAGAGAGGAGAGAAGCCGUUUCAAUCGGGAUUAUGUGGACAAGAGAGAAGAGGUCAAACAAGCACGAGAAGAAAGAUAUAAGCAAAUAGAGCGGCUUGCAGCAGAGGAAAAUGAAAGGGGACGUCCGAGGUCGACAACACGGGGGAGAACCGAAAUCACUCUUAGCCUGAGUUCACGAUCCUCCAGCAGCUCAUUGUCUCGUUCUGCUACCCCUUUGACUGUAGAGGCUCAGGAGGAGACACGCUCCGUCCAACAUCCAGCACAAGGAACUGAGUCCAAGACAAGCCAUCCUGUGCAGGCAGCAGUUGUGCAGCCUUACUGUGAGCCUCUCUCUGCCUCAGUGUCUGCGCCGGUGUCGCCUUCCAAACCAGAGGAGGAACAGAGCCCUGUGGAUCCAUCAGACGUCACCCUCUCUCUGGUUCAAACAAACUCUGAGACAGAGGAGAAAGCAGAGGAUGCUGAGGCAGAAGUGUGUGAGGAAACGGUGGUGAGUAGAAUGGAAUAUGAAAAGAAAGAAGAACCAGAAGGACACUUUGAGGAAGAAACUAACGGACUCGGUACAGAUGAGUGUGAGAGAGAGCAGAUGUUAGAUAGAGAUGUAUCAAAUGUCGUCCUGAGUGAGAAGGAAAGGCAGAAUGAGGAGCUGAAUGAGAAAGAUAACUGCUCUGCCUCCAGCAUCUCCUCAGCCAGCAGCACUCUGGAGAGAGAAGAACGAGAGGAGAAACACGUCAGCCACAGUGACUCAGGCCAGUGGGCAGACUGUAUGAAUACAGCGGACGCCAACGAUCAGUGCAACAAUGUGCUUAACAGCAAACGCUUCAUGCUGGACAUGCUUUAUGCCCAAAACAAAAAGGGAGAGGAAAAUGAGAAAGAAAAGGAGAAUGAGAAUGAGAAAGGAUGUUCAGAUCAGGACUCCUCUGUGUCUAGCCUUGCUAGUCGCAUUUCCACUCUGGAGGCGCAUCGGCAGGCAUGCGAGGAUAACAUGAAGAAACUGGAAGUGGAGCAUCUCGAUAACCAGGGUAGCGUGAGGGCUGUGGCUGAGAAAUUUGGAGAUUUGGUGAAAGGACUGGUAUUGCCUCAUGAGUUGGAGCAUUCUGGAAAGGAAAAGCAGCAAGCACAGGAAAAGCCUCCACCAGCUCCUUCACCAACACCCCCCAAAAAGGAGUCAGACCACAUAUGGGACCAGCUAAUGGCCAUACCACGUGAACUUCGAAUCAAAGAGCUGGACUUCACAGACUUGGGAGAGGAGGAUGAUGUGGACAUUUUGGAUGUCAGUAACGUGAUCGGGACGAGUGAUCUCACGCAACCUCAUCCUCCUCCCUGCCUUCCACCUCCACCACCUUUAUUUGGAUGCCCUCCACCUCCCCCUAUCUCUGGCAUGAUGAUGCCCCCUCCACCACCCUUUUUGCCUUCUAUACCUCCCCCACAUCUUGGAUCUCCUCAGCUUAGUCGAGGAGAACCCCCGCUCUUCCAGAAAAAGAAGAAGACCAUUCGGCUGUUUUGGAAUGAGGUUAGACCUAUAGACUGGCAGUACAACAACCACAAGAGAUGCAGGGAGUCACUGUGGUCAAAACUGGAUCCGGUCAAACUGGACACGGCCAAGUUGGAAAACCUCUUUGAGACGAAAUCCAAGGAGCUGCCAGUUACAAAGAAAACGGCAGCAGAUGGGAAGCGUCAGGAGAUCAUCGUCCUGGAUUCCAAGAGAAGUAACGCCAUCAACAUUGGCCUGACGGUCCUGCCGCCUCCUCGCACCAUCAAAACAGCGAUCCUCAACUUCGACGAGUACGCCUUGAGCAAAGAGGGCAUAGAGAAAAUCCUGACAAUGAUUCCAACGGAGGAGGAGACGCAGAAGAUUCAGGAGGCCCAGCUGGCGAACCCCGACACUCCGCUGGGCAGUGCAGAGCAGUUCCUCCUCAUUCUGUCCUCCAUCAGUGAGCUGUCUGCCCGCUUGCAACUUUGGGCCUUCAAGAUGGACUAUGAUGGUUUAGAGAAGGAAGUAGCAGAACCACUACAGGACCUAAAGGAGGGCAUGGACCAAUUAGAAAAGAAUAAGACGCUGCACUACAUCCUUUCAACUCUGCUAGCUAUUGGCAACUUUCUCAACGGGACCAAUGCUAAAGGCUUUGAGCUGAGUUACCUAGAGAAAGUUCCUGAGGUGAAGGACACCGUUCACAAACAGUCUCUAUUGCAUCACGUCUGCUCCAUUGUCGUGGAGAAGUUUCCAGACAGCUCAGACCUCUACUCUGAGAUAGGAGCCAUCACUCGCUCUGCUAAGGUGGACUUCGACCAGCUGCAGGAAAACCUAUGUCAGAUGGAGCGCCGCUGCAAAGCAUCCUGGGACCACCUGAAGGUCAUCGCCAAACAUGAAAUCAAACCAGCCCUUAAGCAGCGCAUGUCGGACUUCCUUAAAGACUGUGCAGAAAGAAUUAUCAUCCUUAAAAUUGUGCAUCGCCGCAUCAUAAACAGGUUUCAUUCAUUCCUGCUGUUCCUGGGCCACCCACCGUAUGCGAUAAGAGAGGUGAGCGUUCACCGCUUCAGUAAGAUUCUGAGUGAGUUUGCACUUGAGUACCGCACCACCAGAGAGCGAGUACUGCAGCAAAAACAGAAACGAGCCAAUCAUCGCGAGAGGAACAAGACCCGGGGCAAAAUGAUCACCGAGAGUGGGAAGUUUGCAGGCGCUCCUCUGGAGGGUCAGGAGUGUCCGCCACAGGGUUUGGGCUACACAGAGGACGUAGCUGAACAUGAGCAGAUGACUGCAGUACUGCGCACCAGCCUGCAGGGCGGAGACAGUCCCUCAUCUGUUCUCCCUGGCCUCCGCACACGGACUCGAGCCACUCGAGGCCAUACGGCACUUUUGUCUGCUGCAAAUGAAGACACUUCUAAUUGCACAAAUGAUACAGCAGAUGAGAUCAUGGAACGGAUUGUGAAAUCAGCAACUCAGGGCCCCAGUCAGCGCACACAGCCCCGCGAGAGGAGACGCUCCAGAGCCAACCGCAAAUCCUUAAGAAGAACACUGAAGAACGGUCUUACGCCAGAGGAGGCACAGGCGCUAGGAUUGGCCAGCAGCUCUGAGAUGCAAGUGUGAGACAGCAUACGCUCAGGGUCUCAGCCCAAACACACACACACGAGCUGGAACAGGUCGCUUUAGCUCCAGUUUGCUUUAUUCUAGAUCUGGAGCAUGUUCCUGGGUUUGUGUUUAACUGUUUUACGAUGGUUAUUGCUGUGGACAGUUCAUAUUCUCACAGGUGAAAGGGAUUAUAAUCACUAACCCAUAUACUUAACCUUGGACGUGUAAUCAGACCUUACUCCAUUUACUAGCUUCACCUACAUUUGCAUAUUGUCAAGGUGGUCUAAGAGAAUAAUGAAAACCACUCCAGGUACAUGUCCACUGUUCCUGCUCUGUACUUGUGGACUGUUAACAUGAUAUCCCAAACAUCCAUUUUAAUGCAUUUUUGAAAGAGAACAAGCACAGUUGCAGCACAACGUUUGUAGAUGCUCUCUCACACACACACACAAACACACACACA
This is a messenger RNA of Rhinichthys klamathensis goyatoka, 5756 nucleotides long. It is a transcript of the gene fhod3b, whose product is annotated as formin homology 2 domain containing 3b. Gene Ontology annotation, cellular component: cytoskeleton; cytoplasm. The record is from RefSeq and is a predicted model, not a curated record. Gene Ontology annotation, molecular function: actin filament binding. The transcript is spliced from 28 exons. NCBI's taxonomy places the organism in Eukaryota, Metazoa, Chordata, Actinopteri, Cypriniformes, Leuciscidae. Gene Ontology annotation, biological process: cortical actin cytoskeleton organization; actin filament network formation; cardiac myofibril assembly. Bases 293 to 5314 code for a protein of 1673 amino acids.